GUAAGUUUGUCUUACAUGUUGGUUGGUAACAUUGGCUGUCAGAGAUCGGCGCGUCGCUUUUCUUCGUGUCUUGUUAUUAUAAUCGCCAUAUUUUUAAUUUCAUUUUUGAGCGAUAAACAUUUGAAUUUACUCAGAUUAAGAAAACAUCUUAAUCUAUCUUAAACGGUCAAAAAUGUCUGGGGCUGGUGACAGCGAUGAUGGCUGCUACAUUGCGAAAUUGAGGGGGCUACCGUGGUCUGCGACAAUUGAUGAUAUUAUAAAUUUUUUCGAAGAUUGUAAAAUUCUUAAUGGGAAGAAUGGUGUACACAUGACUACGUCUAGAGAAGGUCGACCAAGUGGAGAAGCUUUUGUGGAAUUUGAAGAUGUGGAAGACUUGGAAGCUGCUGUUCAGAAGGACAGGGAACAUAUUGGAAAUAGGUAUAUUGAAGUUUUUAAAGUAAACAAAGCUGAAAUGGAUUGGGUUAUAAAACGAUCAGGUCCUACAUAUGGAUCAAAUGAUGAUGGCUGUGUAAGAUUGAGAGGCUUACCUUUUGGCUGUUCAAAGGAAGAGAUAGCACAAUUCUUCACUGGGUUGGAGAUAGUACCCAACGGAAUAACUCUUCUGACUGACUACUCGGGGCGAAGUUCUGGGGAGGCGUUCGUAGAGUUUGUUAACAGAGAAGUGGCAGAGAAAGCUCUGCAGAAACAUCGAGAAAAGAUCGGACACAGGUACAUAGAGAUAUUUCGCAGCAGUCUUUCCGAAGUGAAUAGUGUUGCCGGAGGCCAAGAAAGUGGUGGAAUGGGGGGUGGCGGUAGACGAAUGGGUUCAGUGUUCAAUAGUCGCCCAAGUCCUUAUGAUAGGGACAAUAGAUUCGGUGGUGGUAGAUUUGGAGGAGCUUCAAGAGGUGCCCGCAGUUUCAAAGAUUACAAUAAUAGUUAUGAUCGUCCAUCUUGGUCAAGUAAUCGAAAUGGAAAUGACAUGGGAUCAAGAAACUCUUGGGAUUCUUGGGGAGGUGGUGGAAAUGAUCGUUCCUUAGGAGGUAUGCAUUGCAUUCACAUGAGAGGAUUGCCUUUCAAAGCCUCCGAAGAUGAUAUUGCAGAUUUCUUCAAACCUGUUGUUCCAAUAAAUGUAUCCCUACUCCAAGACUCUAUGGGAAGAGCUUCUGGUGAAGCAGACGUAGAAUUUGCAACUCACGAAGAUGCAGUUCGAGCAAUGAGCAAAGACAAAGGUCACAUGCAACAUCGAUACAUUGAGCUGUUUCUCAAUUCAGCAGGAAGUUCAAGCAAUGGCGGCAACGCUUACGGUGGCAUAGGUAGAAGACGAAUGUAACUUCGAUUGGUUGAAGAAUAUAUCAUGUUUAUCUGAAAUUUGAUAUGACGUUUUAUAAAUAUGUGCUUAAUCUCACAAUAGAUAAUUAUUUUAUCUGAGUUCUUUUCAGUUAUUGUAGCUGCAGUAUAUAUUUGAUUAUUUACUGUAAGAUGAUUCAGUUUUAUUCAUAAGUGGACUCAUAUUAGAAUAAGUUGAAUAAAACAUGUUCCAUAUUUCUAGAAGUUGAUCGUGACAGAAAAUAAAGAAUUACAUAAAUGUUUUUGAAU
Leptinotarsa decemlineata (Colorado potato beetle) is the source of this 1575-nucleotide messenger RNA. RefSeq names its product heterogeneous nuclear ribonucleoprotein H. The record is from RefSeq and is a predicted model, not a curated record. Lineage: Eukaryota; Metazoa; Arthropoda; Insecta; Coleoptera; Chrysomelidae. Gene Ontology annotation, molecular function: RNA binding.